Molecule: messenger RNA, 1995 nt
Organism: Dioscorea cayenensis subsp. rotundata (Guinea yam)
Lineage: Eukaryota; Viridiplantae; Streptophyta; Magnoliopsida; Dioscoreales; Dioscoreaceae
Product: pentatricopeptide repeat-containing protein At5g08510-like
Biological process (GO): RNA modification
Molecular function (GO): RNA binding; protein binding
Source: RefSeq, a predicted model, not a curated record
CUAGUGGUUGUUUAAAUAUAUUUAUCUCACAAGGGACCAAAAUCACAGGUAAUGAACCAAAUCAAGCAAAUCCACGCGCACACACUCCGCAACAACAUCGACCAAUCUCACUUCCUCAUCACUAGACUUCUCCAACUCCCCAACCUUCUCUACGCCCACUCCCUCCUUCUCCACUCUUCCCCUUCAUCAUCCCCUUCCUCCAUCUCCCCUCUCUUCAACACUCUCCUCCACUCCUACUCCUCCCAUGGCCCCUUCCACCAUUGUCUCUCCCUUUUCAACUCUCUCCUCCUCCUCCUUCACCCUUCUCCCCCCUCUUUCACAUCCCUUCUCUCCGCCUGCGCCUCCUUCAACCAACCUUUCCACGGCCGAGCUCUCCACGCACUGCUCCUCAAGUUUCGGCUUCAUCUUCGAUCCCUUUGUCUCCACUUCACUCCUCACCAUGUACUCAAAAUGCGGCCUUGUGGACUCUGCACGCAAGGUGUUCGACGAAAUGCCUCACAGAGAUGUUGCUUCUUGGAACUCAUUACUCGAUGGCUACGCCAAGUCUGGAGACCUUGUGCAUGCUAAGGAGCUGUUUGAUGCUAUGCCUGUGAGAAAUGUGAUAUCUUGGACUUCUAUGGUUGCUGGGUUUUGCCAGAAUGGACGCUAUGAGGAUGCCUUGCAGGUGUUUGUGAAAAUGUGGGAGGAUUGUGAGGUGAGGCCGAAUGAGGUGACGCUUGCUAGUGUGUUGCCGGCUUGCGCAAACCUCGGAAGUUUGGAGCUUGGUGAGAGGAUUGAGAAGUAUGCGAGGGAGAAUGGAUUUGUGAGGAAUUUGUUUGUGGCUAAUGCUUUGGUCGAGAUGUUUGCAAAGUGUGGGGAUAUUAGGAAUGCGUGGCGCGUGUUUGAAGAGAUUGGUGAUCGGAGGAACUUGUGUUCUUGGAACUCAAUGAUCAUGGGGCUUGCAGUGCAUGGGAGUUGGAAGGAUGCUCUUGAACUUUUCCAUGAAAUGAAGGCAAGAAGAAUCACGGCUGACGAUAUCACAUUCGUCGGAGUUCUCAUGGCAUGCACUCAUGGAGGAUUAGUAGAGCAGGGACGUACUUAUUUUCGAUCAAUGGAAGAGAAAUUUCAAAUCUCUCCAAAACUAGAGCAUUAUGGUUGCAUGGUAGAUCUUUUGGGGCGUGCCGGAUGUUUGAGAGAGGCUUAUGAUCUCAUUAAAAGUAUGCCAAUGAAGCCGGAUUCAGUGAUAUGGGGAGCUCUACUUGGAGCUUGCAGCUUCCAUGGUGAGGUCGGUCUGGCCGAGAUUGCUGCAGAGUUUCUCAGUGAGCUUGAGCCAUGGAAUGCAGGGAACCAUGUUAUUCUUUCCAACAUAUAUGCUUCUUCAGGAAAGUGGGAUGGGGUUGCUAAAGAGUGGAAGUUGAUGAAAUGGAAAAAAUACAGAAAGAUGGCAGGGCAUAGUUUCAUUGAAGUUGGUGGAAAGAUGGAGAAAUUUCUGGUGGAGGAUAAAUCUCAUCCUAGAGUUGAAGAAAUAUAUGCAAUGUUGAAUGAAGUCACAUUGGCUAUGAAGCUUUUGCAGUAUUUUCCUGAUUUGGAUUACCAUUUUGGAAUGGCUAUGAUUAGAUCCUCAUUGUACCUGGUUCUUGCUAUAUGUUGUGAAUUUAUAGUCUUUUUUUUGUUUCAAGAUGAGCAGUCUAGCAGCUAAGGCCUCGGUGGAGCAAGUGAGAGUAGGGGCUGUGUAUAUAUGGAUGUUGGGAUCAUCCGUACACAAUUACUACUCACAUUUCAAAAAAUGUGUGCUCACUCGUGAUUUGAACCCUCACAACUUGUGAAAGGUUCUAAUGAAGAUUCAGCUACCAAUAGACCAUUUGGUUGUUGGUAUAUUAUAGCUUUACAAGGUAAGAUACUCUUGUGGAAGUAUUUAUAGAAGCAAUUUUGAAGAAAUGACCUUGUUAUUAUUCAUGAUGGGGCUGUGACAAAUAUGGUAUAUGAGAUAUAAAUUUGUUAUUUAUUAGAUGUUAA